Messenger RNA from Calypte anna (Anna's hummingbird), 1565 nucleotides. RefSeq names its product DnaJ heat shock protein family (Hsp40) member B13 (gene DNAJB13). The transcript is spliced from 8 exons. The coding region runs from base 9 to 959 and encodes 316 amino acids. Gene Ontology annotation, molecular function: protein-folding chaperone binding. Gene Ontology annotation, cellular component: cytosol. NCBI's taxonomy places the organism in Eukaryota, Metazoa, Chordata, Aves, Apodiformes, Trochilidae. The record is from RefSeq and is a predicted model, not a curated record.
CUGCCGCCAUGGGGCAGGAUUAUUACGCUGUGCUGGAGCUGGGCCGCGGGGCCAAGGAUGCCGACAUCAAGAAGGCCUACAGGAAGCUGUCCCUGAAGUAUCACCCCCUAAAAUGCAAGGAGCCUUGGGCACCCAAGAAGUUCAAGCAGCUGGCAGAGGCCUACGAUGUGCUCAGCGACCCCAUGAAGAAAGGCAUUUAUGACAAGUUUGGAGAAGAAGGCCUCAAAGGUGGCAUCCCCUUGGAGUUUGGUGCUGAGAACCCCUGGAGCACGGGUUAUGUCUUCCACAACAAGCCUGAGAAAGUCUUCAGGGAGUUCUUUGGGGGAGACAACCCCUUUGCAGAAUUCUUUGCUGAGGAUGGCUCAGAGCUGGUUGUGCCCUUUGGGGGGCUGCAGGGACGAGGGGCAAUGAAGCAAGACCCCCCCAUUGUGAGGAACCUCUACCUCUCCCUUGAAGAUCUCUUCUAUGGCUGCACCAAGAAGAUGAAAAUCUCCCACAGGGUGCUGAACGAGGAUGGGCUGACCAGCACCAUCAGAGAUAAGAUCCUCACCAUUGAUGUGCAGCCAGGCUGGAAGCAGGGCACCAGCGUCACCUUUGAGAAGGAAGGGGAUCAGGGCCCAAAUGUCAUCCCAGCUGACAUCACCUUUGUUGUCCAAGAGAAACCUCACCCAAGGUUUAGAAGGGUCAAUGAUGACCUCAUUUACAUCUCCACCAUCCCCCUGGGCAAGGCCCUGGUGGGCUGCUCAGUGGCUGUGAGGACACUGGAUGGGAGGCUGCUCAACAUCCCCAUCAAUGACAUCGUGGACCCCCAGUACUGCAAAGUGGUGCCAGGGGAGGGGAUGCCACUGGCCCAGGACCCCCGGAGCAAGGGGAACCUCCUGAUCUAUUUCAACAUCUGCUUCCCCAAGAAGCUGACACCAGAGAAGAAAAUUCUCUUGAGAAAUGCCCUCCUGUCCUAGCAAAUGCCAACCCUGCUGCUCUCCUCCUACCAAUAAUAAAGUUUGGAGGUGACCACAUGCAGGGUGCUGAGGAAAAACCAAAAUUAGGGAAAAAAAAAACACCUCAGAGGAUUUACCCAGAGCCUCACCACAGCUUUCUCCUGGCUGGGGAGGUGCCAUCCCCUUUGGCACCAACCAAGGAGGUGGUGAUGGCAACACCAGGGACCUCCUGCUGGUGGCCAGCAGGUCCUGUUUGAGCUGCCUGGCACCCCAGGCUUGGGAGAAAGCCCCUAAAAACCCCCAAAAAGCUGACCCUGAGGCAUCAGACCCCACAGGGGCCAUUUAUUGGAAGUGUCAGGAAGGAAUGACAGGAAUCACCAAUCCCCCAGCCCUCAACUCAGCCCCCACCUUCCCUCCUUCUCCUCCCCCCUUUUCCUGGGAAGCAAUGCUCUUCCCAACUGGAAAAAAACCACCUUAAAACCCACUUUUUUUUUUUCCCUCCUCCCAGAACUCUUCUCUGGAACCUUCCCUUCUCCCACGUUGCUCUCCAGACGCCGUCGUUUCUCUCCUUCCAUCUCGCUGCUGAUCCCUCUUUUUUUGGGGGAGGGGGAGGAGAAGGGGGGUUCC